Molecule: messenger RNA, 1707 nt
Organism: Drosophila busckii
Lineage: Eukaryota; Metazoa; Arthropoda; Insecta; Diptera; Drosophilidae
Source: RefSeq, a predicted model, not a curated record
AUGCAGUUCCAGUUUGUUGGCCUUAAGCAACGGUUCCUGAUGCGACGCGCCUACCUCGAAGGUCAGGCGUUAACUCUGUCAACGCUUUUGCUGGCCAGCCUGGCAGUUGGCCAAGUCUACAAUGGUGUCGAAAUACAAAAGCAAAGGCUGAUCAAAUUUCCCGAAGAGUUGGAAGCUGCGGGAGCGGCAGCCACUACGCCUGAAAAAGCGGACGAGGCCAAGCGCAUACUUGAGCAAAUUGCCAAAGUAAACGAGGCCUUUGGCUAUGUGAAGAAGAAGAAGCCGGAGCAGUCCAAGCUGCCGCCCAUACUCGACUCCAGUCAGUAUUUGUUCCCCAAGCCUGCACAGCAUCCGUUUCACCAACAGCAGCAUCACUUUGCCGGCAGCCAAGGCCAAACGCUGCUCGAGCCCUCCAUACGCGCCGUCAAGCUAGCCAAGUUGCCACCCAAGGAACAGCUCUACUUCCGCCCGCAUGAGCUGCAAUUGCCAGCGCCCAGCAGCGCGCAGGAGGCGAAACAGCUGCCCGCUCACUUUGUCAUACCCGUGCAUCUGUACAAGCAGAACAAGGAGCAGUAUUUGCGCGAGCAUGCGCCGCAGGAGUAUCGCGUCAAGGGCUACAAGAUCAUAGGCGAUGUGGAUAGCUUCUAUGGCAAGGCCAAGUCCAUGCUGCGUGAGCGUGGCAAGCAUACGCCCAAAUAUCAUUUGUUCUUCCUGCCACGAGAGCUGGCUCUGAAUGAGGAUGGCACACAUAAGCGCGGAGGCAGCAACAGCACCACCACUAGAAAACCACAGGCACACAGCAAGGAGACGCGUCUGGAACUGCCACAUAAAGUGCAGACAGAUCAACGCAAGCGCUUGGCAGCAAGCACUACCUUGCAGCCUUCCAUAGGCAAACAGGCGGAGCAGAGCAUUAAAGUAACCAAUGCGCCCAGCCACUUGACUCCCACGCUAUCCACCUUGCCACCCGCUGGUGGUUUGCUGCCCAAUCGCAAUCGCCUGAACAUGUUCCGCGUGCCCAGCGUCAAUCUCGCCGAGAUGCAGAAUCAAACAUCCACGGCUAUUAAAAACGCUUUCAGUAAUAUUUUCAAGCCCUUCCGUGCACCUCAAGCGCAAGUAGACACUGUUGUCGCUACAAAUCCUGUGGUGCUGCAACAAGCGCCCGAUAGCAGCGACUCAGAUAUUCAGGACGAUUACAGAUGGGACGAUGAGCGUGAGGGCGGCGGCGAUAGCGAUGCCUUGGAAAAUACAUCCGCUGAACGCGACAGCAGCGCGCCGGCAGAGCAGAAGCAUUUGUUUGCGCACAAGACCCAGCAGCUGAUGCAUACUGUCGGCGAAGUGGCCACUGCACAUCAGAGCACUCAGAAGCAGGCGCUGCGUGAAGGCGGCAUCAUUAUUCAACGUCUGAAGGUGCGCAAGGGCGGUAUAGCCAUUGCUGGUCCAGGGGGCGUAGCUACUGCCGGCAGCGGUGGCACUGCUAUAGUUGGUCCUGGUGGUUAUGCCUUAACACAUCCGCGUAGCUUGACCAUUGCUGGACCGGGUGCCAAAGUCAUCUCCAUACCCGCUGAUGUGGACUUGAAGGAUGCGCUGCAGCGCACCGAUGUGCAGUCAAAGAGUUUUCCGCGUGAGGGCAAAGUAGUGGCCACAGGGCCCACUGUCUACUAUGCUCCACCCACAGGGAGAAUCCUCAGAGCUUUGAGGCUAUCUUAA